AAACAGGAUGCUCUGGAUGCGGCGCUGCCCCCUCCCCCUCCCCCUCCAGGGGGCUGGCCCUCCUGCUUUAUAAGCCAGCUGGAGAAAGGACCUGCAGCCGGUCCAAAAGGAAGCUCGCCUGGGGUUUGACUGCGCGGGUCUCUAGCGCCUUCCCUGUAAGAAAGCAGCAUGCAUUUUAGGAACUUUGACUACAAUUUCAGCUCCCUGAUUGCCUGUGUGGCAAACAGUGAUGAUAUCUUCAGCGAAAGUGAAACCAGGGCCAAAUUUGAAUCCCUCUUUAGGACAUAUGACAAGGAUAUCACCUUCCAGUAUUUUAAGAGCUUCAAACGUGUUCGAAUAAACUUCAGCAACCCAUUAUCUGCAGCAGAUGCCAGGCUGCAGCUACAUAAGACCGAGUUUCUAGGAAAGGAAAUGAAGUUAUAUUUUGCUCAGACUUUACACAUAGGAAGCUCUCACCUGGCUCCACCCAACCCAGACAAGCAGUUUCUCAUCUCUCCUCCUGCCUCGCCACCCGUGGGUUGGAAACAAGUGGAAGAUGCUACUCCAGUCAUAAACUAUGAUCUUUUAUAUGCUAUCUCCAAGCUGGGGCCAGGGGAGAAAUACGAGUUGCAUGCAGCGACUGACACCACUCCCAGCGUGGUGGUCCACGUGUGCGAGAGCGAUCAAGAGAAUGAGGAAGAGGAGGAGAUGGAAAGAAUGAAGAGACCCAAGCCAAAAAUUAUCCAGACAAGGAGGCCGGAGUACGCACCCAUCCACCUCAGCUGAACUGGCUCGCGGACCCAGCAGCAUUCGGGAAUCACACUUGCCGGAGGGAUCUUUUACUGUGCACGUGGCCAGUCACAGCUUUGGAGGUGGCAGCUGUGACCACUGUGGCAGAAAUUCCAGUUCCUGUUGCUCUGAGGAGAAUCAAGGCUCCGUCUCCUUGUUCUAACGCUGCACCUCCGUCCACGUUCACGGACCUGACGGUGCCCUGGGCUACGCACUGAGUCUGUGGUCAUCGCACAAGGGCAUUUGGGGACGUCUUGAGAAAACCGAUAACAAUAGUGUUUUGUACUUGUUCUUUUCUGGUAGGUUCUGUUUUUGCCAAGGCCAGCUUGACAUCUGGGCCCCUGGAGAGCUUUCUCCCUGUAACCAGGGCGCAGGGCACAGUCCCCACUGGUCGACAGAGGCACCCCACAUAGCCGCCCAGCGUCCAGUGCAGAAAGGUUGUGGAAACAACCCUGGCACCAUGUGGAACUUGUGUUUCAUUUCCUUCCUCAUGUUCUAAUGUUUGUGCAUGUAUAUUCCUGAUUCUUCAGAACUAACCUUUGUCCGUAUAUGACAUUUCACCAUUGUUGUCUUACGUUGUCCGGGAAAGUAGGAAGCCAUGGGACAACAGGAGCACUUCUCCAGAUCUCUCUUUGCAGCCGCCCUCACACGGAUACGUUCACACAUCACCCUGCCCAGGUUAACGUGUGACGCGUGCUUUUUGCAAAGCAAGUGGUCUGAAAUUCCUGUGCGGAGUUUACCUGACACAGCUCAGAGAAGAGCAGGUUUGCCGCCACCUUGUAGCAGGUGACAAACGUUAGUUUAGGUGUUUGAGUUCAAACAUCCAUCUCCACUGUGUCUUUCAUGUGGUGGUUUAUAUACGUGACUCAUAGCCAAAAAUCUUUCUGAGAACCGUUGGUUGGGAUCGUUGGUUUUUUCACCCCACUGAAACAUCGAGAUAAGCCUGUAAAUAAAGCUGAUAGCAUAUGUCCGUACCCGCUGUACACAUGGGUGACAGAAAACGGGACAGUGGGAAAAUAGUGUAAGACGUAUUAACCUACCUGUGAGUUGUAUGUGGUAGAAAGUGCUAUUGACCUGGAUUGAAUUUAAAGCAUGUAGAGCGGGUAGUAACUGUGUGCUGGUGUGGAGGGAUGCAGUGCCUUUCCCCAUUAAUUCCUGACGGAAUUGUCACACUAGGUGAACAUAUGGAAUGUCUCUGUAGUCGUACUGUGUGUGUCUGGUAUGUAGGUAUUAUUAUAUUUUGGCCUUACAAUCCCUUAACAAUGUCAUUUUGAAAUAACCUAAUGCUGAGUAAUAAUGCAUGCUUUGGAAAUUUGGAAGGUGUUCUCCUUUGGGAAGCAAAUAAGUUUGCAUUAAAUCCUUUGAUUGUUCGCAACAAGAAAUUCAUCGAAUGUUCUCAAAACCCUGUUUACAGUACUUAGUAGGAGGGAGCCAGUAAGGAAGAGACCAUUACAUAUCUGUUCAAGUGUUUCUAGUUCAGUGCUUUUCAACUGGAGAGGCUAACCUCAAAGUAUUUUUUUUAACUGCAUUCUAUAAUAAAUCAGCACAAUAUGCUCUUUA
Molecule: messenger RNA, 2328 nt
Organism: Jaculus jaculus (lesser Egyptian jerboa)
Lineage: Eukaryota; Metazoa; Chordata; Mammalia; Rodentia; Dipodidae
Gene: Rcan1
Product: regulator of calcineurin 1
Exons: 4
Coding region: 169-765 (198 amino acids)
Biological process (GO): calcium-mediated signaling
Cellular component (GO): cytoplasm; nucleus
Molecular function (GO): nucleic acid binding; calcium-dependent protein serine/threonine phosphatase regulator activity
Source: RefSeq, a predicted model, not a curated record